CCUGUAUACAAUACCGACCAGAAUUAUAUCACCUUUUUUAAGUAUAACCAGGUUUUUUAAGUAUAACUUUUGUCAAGGUGCAUCGAAUACGCUAAAAAUUUUAUAAUAGACACCUAGUAGCAGGUGCAUGAAGUGUAAUGAGAUUUGACAAAAUACACCAUGAUUUUGUAAUUUUUUAUUAAUUUUCUGAAAAUUGCACAUUUUUGCUAUCUUUGUUUUUCGUGUCACGUUCCCAAGCUGUAAGCGAUGCCAAACGUUUCGCUACAAAGUACUAGAGUUAUACAAUAUGGAUUUGUUGUUUAUUUUUAAAGCAUUUGUAUGUACUUGUUAUGAUGCGAUAAAAAUUUAUUAUUUUAGAGAUUUCAAAUAAAAUGAAAAGUUGUUCCUCCAGUAAGGUAUAUUUGUAUCAAAACAUAUUAUGAUAUGGUAAAAAUCCAUGCCCUUUAAAAGUUAUGCUUAAAAAACCUAAAGGUGAUAUAAUUUUGGCCGGUACUAUAUAUAAUAUUUUUACCGUAGUAGACAAACAUGCAUAUAUGUAUAUAAAGAAGCAAUGCACGGAUUAUAUAAUGUUUGACUGCUGUCAAAGUUUAAUCGCAAUGAUAGUUACUUUCGCAAGACGAAGUAAACGUAGCGAGAGAACCAAUCAACAUCGCGGAAAACUGUCAACAAUAAAAUUAGUUAUAAGGCUUUUUUAAGAGAGGAUUAUUAAUUAUUAAUCGUAUUUCUUACAGAUGUCACUAAUAAAAGGAUUUAAUCAUUUUUUACUCAUACAAAGCGAUCAUGUGAUGAUAGAGAUCAUGCAUUAUCAAUAUGCAGUAUAUAUUAAUAUUUUAUCGGAGACUGUCACAGAUAAGUUUUAAAGUUAUCUAAUGUUGAAUUCAUAUACUGAACAAAGGCGACUUACAUAUGUAUAUGACAUAUCUGAAAUGAAAAAUUUACAAUUCGGACUUUGCGAUAUGUCUACUCAUAGGGCACACAGAGGAAAAAUAAAAACAAUUUUCUUAUAUAAAUUAUAUAAACUCAAGCUUUUGAUUGAAUCUAGUUAGAAUUCGAUCGGUUUAGCCGUUAUUGAAAUGCGAUAAUCGCAAGUCGCGUACUCGCGUGUAAUACUUGGGUAGCCGUAAAUCAAUUUUGCGCUGCGCGUUAACUUGGCGUGAGACACUAUCGCGUCUUUUGAUUAUACCUCCAUUCCGUCAUCAAGCACUAAAGAUGAGAAAAGUUGAAAUGUUUGUAACAUGUAUUUAAUUUAAUUACAUUAAACAAUAAACACAAUUGAAAAUUGUUAAAUUAUUGUUGCUUUUGUUCACUGAUAAUCACGUUGACUUUUCGCAUGGCCCAAUUUUUUGCACAUUUUAUAAUUUUAAGAAGUUAUUCAAAAUAUAGUUUUUUUUAAAUUAAAUGUAUCAGUUUUGUCAUUUGUUAUUGAAGGACGCAAUACUAAAUUUCUUAUUGAGGGUAGCGAUGGUAAAUAUGCAUAUGUGUAUACAUGUACAUAAAAAAAGUCAAAUUAUAUAACGUGAACUUUAUUGCACAAAUGUCGUUAAAAUUCUAUUUUAUUGUACUGAGAAAAACUUACAAAAAAAUUACCGUGCUUAAAACUAUAAAAUCGAAUGCAAUGUCUUUUUUAGUGUAAAUUUAUAAAAAAAUAAAAAAAUUUUUUGUUUAUUGUACGUAAAAAUGUCUGUCAUUAUUUCUAGAGUUCAAAUGUUUAUGAUCCGAGCAUGACCUCGUAAAAAAUCGCAUGUGCGAGUGAGUUGGGUACUAAAGUGAAAUAAAAACAUUUCUCAAAACGAUCAGACGUUCGUCGACUGCCAUUGUAAUCUAUUCGCAAAUGAGAUGAGAAAUAAGAUAAAUGAGUCAAAUGUUUCUGAAAAGCAUGUUUGUGCAUAAUCCAGCAGUCAGCCGUUAUGAAGUGGCGUUAAUACGAAAAUACACAAUAGUCAACGUUUUUUAUAAGGAUAUUUUAUUACAAAAAGAUGAAAGUAACGAUUUCGACGAUGCUAAUUCGGAUGUCGAUGAAGAUGAUUAUAUGUUCGAAGAAUCGUACGUAAGCGAUUCGGAGCAAUUUGAAGAUACCGAUGACGAAAUGGGCAGUGAUUUUGAAAAUGCAACGUUGGAUCAGCGCAUUCUAACAUUGCGUGUACGCGGAGCAAGUAAAAACAGUCGACACGUCUUAAAGAACACAAGCAUUCUGUAUCGUCGAAACCUUCCGUUAAGGAGAAGUCUCGGGAUUUCGUUUUCGGGUGAUGGUAAAUAAACACACUGAAAAAAAAACUUGGUUAUAAUAAUCCAGCCUGGUUCAAAUUACCCAAAACCUUAGUGAAAUAGUUUCAAUUAAACGUAAGGUAAUUAUAACAAAAUAAUGGUCUUAUAAUGAAAUGUUUUUAAUUAUUACCAAACGUUUUGUUAUUAUUAUUACAUUUGUUUAUAACAAUCAAAUAUUUUAACAAUAUCAUUACUAAAUGCAUUUUACAGAUUUACCAAGAAUUUUUUUUUUUUAGUGCAAUGCGUGUAGUUUGGAGGUCAUGGAUAAACAUUUAUUACUCGAAGGGGAAAAGCUUUGUCACGAUAAAAACCUCUUUAAUUGUUGUAUAAUGAGAUUGUUUUGAUUAUUGUACAAAUAUGAAUAUAAUGAAUCGUGUGAUCGGAUUGGACCACGUGUGGUGUGGUAAUGAGAUCCCGCGCACGCUUGUGUUACGUCCAGCCUUAUAGGAUUUUACUCUUUAUUCGGUAGGAAGGAUAUUUUGGGAAGAAUGGUUAAGGCAGGGAA
This is a messenger RNA of Monomorium pharaonis (pharaoh ant), 2770 nucleotides long. RefSeq lists its product as uncharacterized. The transcript has 4 exons. The record is from RefSeq and is a predicted model, not a curated record. The coding region runs from base 1853 to 2257 and encodes 134 amino acids. NCBI's taxonomy places the organism in Eukaryota, Metazoa, Arthropoda, Insecta, Hymenoptera, Formicidae.